Messenger RNA from Diorhabda carinulata, 5525 nucleotides. RefSeq lists its product as uncharacterized. Bases 110 to 3457 code for a protein of 1115 amino acids. Gene Ontology annotation, cellular component: plasma membrane. The transcript is spliced from 19 exons. Gene Ontology annotation, molecular function: transmembrane transporter activity. The record is from RefSeq and is a predicted model, not a curated record. Lineage: Eukaryota; Metazoa; Arthropoda; Insecta; Coleoptera; Chrysomelidae. Gene Ontology annotation, biological process: monoatomic anion transport; transmembrane transport.
CUUGAAACAGAUAAUUAGAGAUACGACAUCACGAUACACAUACACCGGUAUGUUGAAUUUUCAGCUAAAAUUUGACACAUAUCGCGCUUGACGUCACGCUGGAAUCACAAUGUUGUCUUGGCCAUUAGGAUUUUCUCCAAUAAUAGGUAUACGACAUGUUGAAGCAUUUCUGUUAUUUUUGCUAUUAACUAUAGCUAUUGGAAUGCGAGUACAACUAGCUAUAGCUCUAGUUGCUAUGACAGAUAAAUCUAGUAGUCCUAAUAAGGAUGUUCCAACAUAUGAUUGGACAAAUACUAGUACACUCUUGUCUUCAUUUUUAUGGGGAUAUCUAUUUCUUCAAGUACUAGCCGGGAAUUUGGGAAGAAUAUACGGUACAAAAUACUUUCUCAUGAUAGCAAUGGCGAUAAACUCGAUUCUUCAUUGUCUACUACCUAAAAUGUCCGAAUUACUUGGUUCUUACGGAGUCAUGUUAUGUAGAAGUUUGCAAGGAAUUUCUCAGGGAUUUUUUUAUCCCUCUAUUUACAAUUUAUUACCAUUGUGGUCUCCAAAAAACGAGAUGUCUUCAAUUGCUUCUUUAGUUUUUGCUGGUGCCCCGUUUGGUUCAAUUGUUACCAUGCCCAUAGUAGGAUACAUUUCAUCCACCUGGUAUGGAUGGCCAUUUUCUUUUUAUGUAUAUGGUGGAGCAGGUUUUUUAUGGAUAGUCAUUUAUUAUUUCUAUGGAGCGGAUAGUCCAGAUAAACACCCGGCGAUAUCCAAAGAAGAGAAGAACUACAUUUUAAAGAACGUAGAAAAAAAAGAGCAGGUCAAGUUGCCGUUUAAGAAAAUAUUGACUAACCUUUCUUUUUGGACAAUUUUAAUCAACGCAGUGACUCAGUUUUGGUGCUAUCAAACUUUAAUCUCAGAGACGCCAACAUAUAUGAAUAAAAUUAUGAAAUUUAGUAUAGAUACCAAUGGUCUUUUGUCGUCAUUACCAUCCAUUGCCAGUUUUAUAAUAAUGAUAGUAGCUGGUUAUUUAUCAGAUAUUCUCAUUAAUAAGAAAUUAUUAUCUGUUUUAUGGUCCAGAAGGAUAUUUAAUUUUGUAGGAUGCUUGGGUCCAGGAUUGGCAUUGCUAACACUAGCAUUAAUACCCUCUGACGCUAUAAAUACAUCUGUUGCGAUGCUUGUGAUAUCUACUGGUAUGCAAUCUUUCACAGUGCCUGGGGUGCAAUUGAAUCUGAUGGAUAUUGCACCAUCAUUUUCGGGAGUCCUUCUUGGAAUGGUUAACAGUACUGGAAGUUUUGUUUCGAUUUUUGGGCCAUUAUCUGUCCAGUUCAUUGUACAGGAUCAGACGAACAAAUCACAAUGGGAGAUAAUAUUUCUGAUAGGUACAGCAAUGUAUAUAUUACCAGCCAUAUUAUUCUUAUUCACUUCGUCUGUCGAAAUUCAAGACUUCGAUCCAGCUAAAAAGGAAGCCAAAAGGGAAAGAAUGAAAAAACAAUCUGUAAUAUCUAUUAUCUCAAUAAGAACUGUUAUACAAGCCAUAAUGGCUGUUGUGUUAGUUUGUAAAACAGUCCUGGUUGCAUUAAUGAUUGGUAUAAUAGGAGCCGGUUGCAUGAAUGAGUUAAAUUACAUGAACCUUGAAGAUAUACAAGAUAACAACGGAGCUAAUAGACAUCUAGUUUGUUCACCGUGUCAGGUGAAAAUAUUCUCAAUUGAAACAUUAAUCUCUUUAUGUUCAAAUUACCAAAAUGGUAACUGCACCAUACAAAAAGUUGGUAGCCUAAAAUUGGAAGCUCCGAAACUUUACGGAUGGAGAUUAACCACAGUUGCCAUCGAAGACAUAAUAAAUAACAAGUUAGAACGAGGCAGAAAAAUUGUGGGGGAUAUACCUAAUACCUUUCAACCACACGAUUUCGAAUGUAUAUUUAGUCAUUUGAAGUAUAAUAUUAUACUUAUUAAUAAACGUAAGAGGAAAAGGUCAAAUAGAUGGAAGAUGAUUGACGAAUAUGAGGUUUUAAAAAUGAGCAUAAGUGGAUUGAAUGUAGUUUAUGUACCAGUUGCAAACGAAGAGAAAGACAAUCCAUCGACUAGUGUGCCGAUUUUGGGAGUUCGGCAUGUUCAGAUUUUUUUCCUAUUUACGUUGCUUUCCGUUGGCGUUGGAUCCCGAGUUCAGUUUUCUGUCGCGAUUGUAGCCAUGACAGACAAUUCGACAACCACAAAUCCUAACGUACCGGUGUAUGAAUGGAGCAACAAGAAUAUUAUUCUUUCUGCUUUCUUCUGGGGAUACGCCGUCUUACAAGUAAUUGGUGCUAAUUUAGCAAGAAACUAUGGAGCGAAGCCUUUUUUAUUAGGAGCAAUGGGAUUGAAUACUGGUAUACAUUUUUUGAUACCUUUCGUGGCGGGUUGGUGGGGCUCGUACGGUUUGAUGGUUUGCCGCUUAAUACAAGGUUUGGUACAGGGAAUAUUUUAUCCGUUACUUUAUAAUGUGAUUGCCAAAUGGAUUCCGGCUUCGGAGAGGUCAACAAUGAGCUCCAUCAGUUUAUCCGGUGGUCUUUUCGGAGUAAUUUUCGCCAUGCCGAUAGCAGGAAUCAUAUCUUCGUCAUGGGCUGGUUGGCCAUGGUCCUUCCAUUUAUAUGUUAUUUUAGGAAUAUUGUGGAUGAUAGGAUACGCUUUAUGUGGUGCCAGUUUACCUUCUUCUCAUAAUCGUAUCUCAUAUGCCGAACGGAAAUAUAUUGAAGAUCAUUUAGCGCCCGAAACUCCUGAACUGAAUAUACCAUGGCGAGGUAUUUUCACUAGCUUACCAUUCUGGGCAACUUUUAUUUGUGUAGCUGGACAUACUUGGGUCUACCAAAUGAUAAUGGUGGAAAUGCCUAACUAUUUUAAUAAAGUAAUGAAGUAUGAUAUGACAGCUAAUGGUUUGGUAUCGUCAAGUCCCUACAUAGCAUCUUUUUUGCUACUGUUUGUUUUUGGUUAUUCAGCUGAUUACAUUAGUAAUCGAAAUAUAUUGACCAGAACUGGUACUCGAAAACUUUUCACUCUUCUCGCUAGUGUUGUUCCUGCCAUUGCCUACGUGAUAUUAAGUUACGCACCUGAUGAUAAACCUAUUAUAUCUGUGGUAAUGUUAAUAAUAGCCAUAUCAGGAGAUAUUGCUUCGGCCUGCGGAUUUGCUAUAAAUCAUAUUGAUUUGUCCCCUAAUUUCGCAGGAGUUCUAUUAGGAAUUUGCAACACAGUGGCCGAGAUGCUCUCUAUUUUUGGCCCAACAGCUGUACAUCUGAUUGUUACUGAUGAAUCAGAUAAAUCUCAAUGGAGGAUAAUUUUCCUGGCAUCAGCAUUAUCAUUUCUUGUCAGUGGUAUUUUAUUUCUAUUUUUUGGAUCAGCUGAAGUUCAGCCUUGGAAUCAUGUCAAAUUGAAUGAAGACGUCUCCAUGGAAUUAAUCCAACAACAUAAGGAGGAAGUAAUUAUGACGACAAAUUGUUGACAAAUGAAAAAUAUGCAGAUUUCUGGAUUUCGGAUACUAAAUUUUUCAGUUGAUACUAAUAAAAGAGGCGUUUGUUUCAUUUGUGUAUUAUAUACUAAAGAAGUAAUUAUUCACUAUGAACCGUAAUUCAUAUUUUUAAUAUCAAUUCAAAAUUUGGUUGGGCUCCUAAUCAUCCUAAUCAAGUUAAUUAUAUAUAAACAGGGAUGACAAAAUUUGAAUAACAGUAAAUGUGAUACUAGGGAUACUACCAUACUACCUAACUCUUUUUUUUUUAAUUAAACCACAAAAAAUAAACUUAUGAUAUACGAGGCGGUAGUUGCUUGGAAAAUACCACUGAAUUAGAAAGUACACAAUCUAUUCAGCAAAUGUUUCAAGUCAAGCCACGUUGUUUAGUAUUUGUUUGACACCUAUCAAUGAAUGUUUUUAAUGAAUUCUAAACCUGGAAAAAUUUAUUGUUGUUAUGUGAUACAAAACUUUUAUUUGGGACGCUUUAACUGAAAAUUUGGACAUGAGAAAACUGUGUGCAAGACGGGUGCCGCGUUUGCACACAAUCGUAGUAAAACAGCGUCGUGAAGAUGUUUCUAUUGAGUGUUUGGCAAUUUUUACAGAAAUUUUUGCUCCGUUUUAUACUUAUGGAUGAAAAGUGGAUCCAUCACUUCACACCUGAAACAAAAAAACAAUAGAAACAAUAGACUGAAGAGGCUCCAAACAGUUCCAUUUGCAGUCAAGGUCACAGCGUUAGUUUUUUUGAGAUGCGCGUGGGAUAAUUUCCAUUGACUACCUAGGAAAAGGAAAAACUAUCAACGGCGAGUAUUGUGCGAACUUAUUGUAAUGUUAUUGCAAUGGCCAAAAUUAAAGAUUUAAAGUUUGAAUCGCUUCCUCAUGCACCCUAUUCAUCAGAUUUAGAGGUGAUGUCGGCAGUUAAUGGCUAUUUUGAGGAGGUUGACAAUUUUUAUCAUAAAAAAGUGUAUCAAAGUUAUUGAACAUCACUGGGAAAAGUGUAUGGAGCUGAAAGGGAUUUAAAAAUAAAUAUAUCCUUUUUUCCCUUCUAUUCUGUGUAGGUGCUGAGCAGCUCUGACCCAACCCACAACUCUAAAAGAAGGACAAUUCACUGUCGCAAAUAACUUUUUCAAUCCAACUUUUGUGGAGUAACUCUAUUUGAACUCAGUUUAUGUUACUUUUCAAUUCUAAGUUGAGAAAAAACAAGCUUAUUCAUCACUAGAUUACACCCACACAAAUCUGAUAGUUGUCCAAAAUUAAAUAUGAUUAAAUUUGUAUGAGUGUAAACUCAAUUUUACGUAGAAAAAUAUGACGAAGACAAGAAGAAUAAUUUGUCUAAGCCGGAUUUCUUUAGAAAAACGAUAUAAUGAAUACAAGUUAUGAGUGAAGUUACUUAGCACUUCUAGCUAGCUUAAAUUUAUUUUUUGCAGUUACAAGUCGACUUGUCAAAAUUUUUUAUUACAUAAUCUUGUCUAAACUGUAUUGAAAGGAAUUCUUUAAUAUUCUUUGUUGUCGGUUUAUUCUGUCAUAAAUAAACGCUUUCGAGGUGGAUCAAUUUCGUUUACGAUAUUUUCCCCUAAUAUUCCCGUCCCAGUACCUCAUUGGAAAAUGCGAUGAAAACGAUAAUUUGAAGGUGACAAAAAAAACGAUGUUUGGGUGAUUUACUUUGUUAAAACGCAAUCUCAAAGAUAAAUAAUGAAGAAUUCUUUAUACAAUGAUAAUACCAUGAAGUGUGGGCGUUUUAAAUUUUAUCCCACCACUUUCGAAUGUAUACAUCAAACGCCCACACUUUUUGUUGUUACUAGUUUUGCACUCACUACAAUAAUUUUAUCUCUAUCAUAUUGAGUGUUAAUAUCCAUGACAUUGAAUGUGAACUCAACUGAAUAGUGGAUUUUCCAAAUAAUUAUUGUAGAGUUAUCAUUUCUAUAUGAUCAGCUUAUAUUUCUGUACUUAUAUGUUAUUCAACUAUAUCGCCACCAUAAUACAACAUUUGAAUAAUUCUUAAAGACGAAUUGUACGAAUAUUUUUUAAUUUUUAGUGUAUUUUGAAUAAAGUGUGUUUUUUUCAA